CUCGGGGCGGGCCCGGCCCCAGAGGCUCGGUGCUGCCCGGUCCCAGAGACUCCCGGCCGGUCGGCGGCAUGGACUGCGGCGUGAUCACCUCCAAGAGCGUGUUGCUGCUGCUCAGCCUCGCCUUCUGGGCGGCGGCGGCUGGUCUCAGCUAUGUCGGGGGCUACGUCAUGAACACCUACAGGAGCUACGACAACUUCCUGCAGGACAAGCACGCUCUGCUGCCAGCCGUGAUCAUCCUUUGCGUCGCUGCGGUGAUGUUCAUCAUCGGGCUGCUCGGCUGCUGCGCCACCUUCCGCGAGUCUCGGGUUGGCCUGGGGCUGUUCUUGGCCAUUAUCCUCAUUAUCUUCAUCGCAGAAGUAUCCGCUUUUGUCCUGGCAUUUGUUUACAGGGAAAAGGUAAAAACUGACGUCCAAGGCACAAUGCGUUCAGUCUUCGAGAAGUAUGACGGGAAAAACUCAGAGUCUGCUGUGGUGGAUUACUUGCAAGAAAACCUUCACUGCUGUGGGGUAAAGAACUACAGCGACUGGACAAGCACGCAGUGGUUUAAUUCCACUGGGAAUAACAGCGUCCCCCUGAGCUGCUGCAAGCAAAACCUGAAGAACUGCACGGGGAGUCUGGAUCAGCCGCAGGAACUCAACACGCAGGUGAGGAUAAAGGGCGUAGUCGCUCAUUUCCACGUCCCACUGGCCCCCAAACCUUCUCUGUGUUUAAGCAACAGUGGUUGCUUAAGCAGGUCAUCCGACGUCCUGCUGCCUUCUAAGGGUCAGGGAGAAAAACCCUGUCCAGCUGAAUUGCCUUUGAUUUGUUUUCGUUCUUCUCUUUCAUGCCAGGGCUGUUCAGGGGAGCUGGAGUCUGGGCUGCAGAGCGUCAUCAGCUAUGCUAUGCUGGUAAUCCUGGGCUUUGCCAUCGUAAAGUUCUUUGGCAUGCUGAGUGUCUGCGUGCUUACUUGCAAGCGAGAAGACAGCGGAUACCAGCCUCUUUACUCAGGGGUGUUCGCUUAAUAAAAUGCACAGAUCACUCUUCUUUUGCUUCCUGAUGAUAAAAUAGAUUUGUAAAGAUGAACGCUAAAGGACAAUUCAUGACCCUGUUAACUGUUUUACUUUAUUUACAUGAAACGGAAAGAACGCUUUGUACUGAUUAGGAAAAGUUUUCUUGUGGGCGACUUGAAAUGGCAAUUCCGAUAUUCAUUACCCUGCAGUAACUUAACCCUGGUCGUACAUACCACGGCUUUCUGUAAGGUUAUUGUGGAUUUGGAUUUGUGACUUUUUCUAGGUAGCAACAGAUGGCGUAAUAGGCUCCAGAAAGAAGCCUACUUCUGCAGUUCUUUCCUGUACCCUCAAAACAAGCAGGAGAAAUGUUAUUUUUAAUCACUAAACUGACUGAGACUGCAGGAGCGGAUUCAGUUGCCUGCACAAACAUCAGAUCGUUCCCAUGAUGUGCUUAAACAGCGUAAGAAACUUCUGAAUGCAAGGUUCAAAUAUUCUUCAUAAGCAUGGGGAGAUGGAAUAUGUUUUCUCUGUAUCUGAUGGUGGUUCAUGUUUUUCUCCUUGUAAUGGUCAUAUGUCGAAAUUCAGUUUACUGCAGGGGUUGUUAGAUAAGACAAACCCUGUGAAGUCUAGAAGAGAAAUCUGAGUUGUCUGUUGAAGCAGCUAGCAAAUGUGAACAACCCCAGGCCAGGAGGGGAUGCGUGUUUGGGACGUCUCUUUUGGUUCAUUUUGUCUUUUUGUUUUUAAUUUGACAUUAAAAUUUGCUUAUGAAGCA
Cygnus atratus (black swan) is the source of this 1761-nucleotide messenger RNA. Its product is annotated as tetraspanin-36-like. Gene Ontology annotation, biological process: protein localization to plasma membrane; protein maturation; regulation of vascular endothelial growth factor signaling pathway. NCBI's taxonomy places the organism in Eukaryota, Metazoa, Chordata, Aves, Anseriformes, Anatidae. The transcript has 6 exons. Gene Ontology annotation, cellular component: membrane. The coding region runs from base 69 to 1001 and encodes 310 amino acids. The record is from RefSeq and is a predicted model, not a curated record.